Molecule: messenger RNA, 2190 nt
Organism: Leucoraja erinaceus (little skate)
Lineage: Eukaryota; Metazoa; Chordata; Chondrichthyes; Rajiformes; Rajidae
Gene: ube2j1
Product: ubiquitin-conjugating enzyme E2, J1
Exons: 8
Coding region: 124-1113 (329 amino acids)
Source: RefSeq, a predicted model, not a curated record
GGGAUUGAGUCCGCGUGAUCUGCGCCAGGCGGAGGCCGGCCCGGGGGGGGGGGGGGUCAGGGGUCAGGGCGGUGUGACGUGACGUCGCGUUGGGAGCCCGGCGGCCGAGGCGCCGGCAUCAACAUGGAGGUCCAGUACAACCUGAGGAACCCGGCUGUGAAACGUUUAAUGAAAGAAGCACAAGAACUGAGAGACCCCACAGAACAGUACCAUGCCCAGCCUCUGGAGGAUAAUUUAUUCGAAUGGCAUUUCACAGUACGAGGUCCUCCAGACUCUGACUUUGAUGGUGGUGUAUACCAUGGCCGAAUAGUGCUGCCACCAGAGUAUCCCAUGAAGCCGCCCAGCAUUAUUCUUCUAACACCUAAUGGUAGAUUCGAAGUAGGAAAGAAGAUUUGUCUGAGCAUUUCGGGACAUCAUCCCGAAACCUGGCAACCAUCCUGGAGUAUACGAACUGCAUUGUUGGCCAUUAUUGGUUUCAUGCCAACGAAAGGAGAAGGAGCCAUUGGUUCUCUGGAUUAUACUCCCGAUGAGAGAAAAGCACUGGCCAAAAAGUCACAGGACUUCAACUGUGAAAUUUGUGCCACUUGCAUGAAGACAGCCCUGCUUGCAUGCUCAGAAAGUAGCAUUCCAAGUCUCGCUGAUGUGGAGGCCAAAGAAUUAGCAAAACAAAUCAAUUUUAAGGCAGAGACACAUACUUCCAGCAAUGCUGCAACUGAAUCUGCUGCUGCUGCUGCUGCUCCUCCUGCUCCAGCACCAAUAAUAAAUGAAAACCAAGAUAGCCAAGUUUCCCAGCAACCUACAUCCGCUGGUACCAGUCUGGAAACAGGAAUGAUUAUUGGAGAUGACACUCACGUUGGGAAUCAGGAAGAUACACAAAGUGUGCCGCCUAACACGACAUCGCUCAGCCCUCGACAGCGGCGUGCACAACAACAACAACAACAACAACAACAGACAAGGCGCCCAACUUCAUCAUACUCUCAAGUCCGGCAACCAACUAACACGAAUCAAAUCGGAUCCACUAUCCUAAUUGUUGUUUUGACAUUAGCGCUGGCUGCCCUCAUUUUCCGAAGGAUUUACAUGGCCAAUGAAUAUAGAUUUGACUAUGAAUUGUAAUGAUCAGUUGUUUUGUAUAGCGUAGACUGGGUUUAUUACAUACCUUAUGUAUUCUAGCAUGUUCGGUCACCAUAUUAAACAAUAUUCGCUGGGCAUUGUAUGACCUAUGCAAAGUGGAUUUAAGAAGUUAUAGUAUGCAAAGGUUAUGCAUAAUUAUCCUUGGGAUAGCAAAAAGCAUUUUCCAAAAAUUUUACACUGCAGGGAAACCCAUUUAAGAAUAAUUUUGAUCAUAUCUUAUUCAAAUCAGUUUAGUGUUAGUAGAAUUGAGUUGUUUUCAUUGAGGUUAUGCUGUUCAAAAACGUAUUGUUCUGAACAUGUUGCUGAACUAUUUAACUGGGAAGUUCAUUGGCUUUUAACACCAGUCCAAGUUAAAUUAUAUGCAAUUGUCCCUUUUUGAAGUGAAUCAUAUUUCUUUCUGUUCCCUAAUAUUGUAACCCUGUCGGUUAGAGUGUGAAUUUCCAGUUGUUAUGUGGAUUUGAGCAGCUUGGCAGGUGUUAUGGUACUGCAAAUUUAAAAUCUAUAUUGAAUUCUUAACACUGCUCAGUGAAGUAGUUACAGGCUGAAAUGUAAUACUGGUUUCUUGGCACCAGGUUAACAGAAAUACCAUUAAUUCAAUUUAAAAAUAUCUCCUCUCAUGAGGGAUCCAUCAGAAAUAUGAUCUACAAAGACCUAUAAAGUUAAUCUAAAAAACAGCAGGCAUCAAAUGUACAUCAGCCACCAUGCUUUGUGAUCUUGUAGAUUAUUCAGGAGCGACAAAUUGUAUGGAUUUAAAAAGUUUUCUGAUGGUACAAGAACCCAUAGAAUAUGUAGUAAUAAAAGGAAAAUGAUUUAGCGCUAGUCCAUGAAGCAAUUCUGGCAUAUCUUUUUACUUUUGAGUAGCUUAAUUUAAUGGGAAGAAACAUGAAGGAAUGUUGCAGUAAUUUUGGUAUAAUGUCAAGGUAACUCUAUUUCUAAGCUUCAAUAAGCAUAAGAGUUGUUGCGUUUGAGAAUAGUGCUUGGAUAAGUUAUUUGUAGAAACAUCUUCCCAUCCUGAGUUGGCCAGAGUAACCAUCUAUUGCAUUUUUCAGCAAGUGAUUU